This is a messenger RNA of Epinephelus lanceolatus (giant grouper), 3585 nucleotides long. RefSeq names its product kinesin family member 18A (gene kif18a). Gene Ontology annotation, molecular function: microtubule motor activity; microtubule binding; ATP binding. The record is from RefSeq and is a predicted model, not a curated record. Lineage: Eukaryota; Metazoa; Chordata; Actinopteri; Perciformes; Serranidae. Gene Ontology annotation, biological process: microtubule-based movement.
UUGAAUUUAUUGGCGCUUGUCGUGCUAGCUAUGACCGGGCCGUCUCGCUAUAUCCAAGCUAGUGGAAUUAUUUCAUCAAUACGAGCUGCUUGUGUCUCACCAGAAAACGUUACCGUGGUCGCAUGAAAUGGAAGAUAAACUCUAACUGACAGAGGUCACUGCAGAGGGACCACAAUGGCAAGUGAUGUGUGCAGCCAUGUAAAGGUGGUUGUUCGGGUGAGGCCGCCCAACGAGAGCGAGAAGCGGGAAAACUGUCAAAAUGUGGUCCAGGUUGUUGAUAACCACAUGCUCAUAUUUGACCCCAAGGAAGAGGACACAUCAUGUUUUGGAUCACAGAGACUACGAAACAGGAACAUCAACAAGAGGGCUAACAAGGACCUCAAGUUUGUUUUUGACCAUGUAUUCGGAGAAGACUCUACUCAAGAUGACAUCUUUGAGAGCACAACUAAAGGAGUAUUGGAUGGUGUGAUGAAUGGAUUUAACUGCACAGUGUUUGCCUAUGGUGCUACUGGAGCAGGCAAGACGCACACUAUGUUAGGCUCGCAAAAUGACCCUGGGGUCAUGUACCGCACCAUGACAGAGCUGUUCAAACGCAUGGACGAUGCCAAGGAGGAGAAAGAGUUUGCUGUUGCUUUCUCCUAUCUCGAGGUUUACAAUGAGCAGAUCAGAGACUUGCUGGCUAAUAUAGGCCCUCUUGCAGUCAGAGAGGACAGCUCCAAGGGAGUGGUUAUUCAGGGCCUCACACUGCAUAAGCCCAAAUCUGCAGAGCACAUUCUUGAGGCUCUGGAUUCUGGUAAUCGCAACAGGACACAGCACCCCACUGACAUGAACGCAACCUCUUCUCGGUCACAUGCUGUAUUUCAGAUAUAUUUAAGACAGCAGGACAAAACGGCCUGCCUCAAUCCUAAUGUCUGCGUCGCCAAGAUGAGCCUGAUUGAUCUGGCCGGCUCAGAGAGAGCCAGCGCCACCAACGCCAAAGGGGCUCGUCUGCGGGAAGGUGCUAACAUCAAUCGCUCGCUCCUUGCCCUAGGAAAUGUUAUCAAUGUUCUUGCUGACCCAAAGAGUAAGAAAACUCAUAUACCGUACAGGGACAGCAAGCUGACGCGGAUACUUAAAGACUCCUUGGGGGGCAACUGCAGGACGGUUAUGAUUGCCAAUGUCAGCCCCUCGUCCAAGUCAUACGAUGACACCCACAACACACUGAAGUAUGCCAACAGGGCCAAGGAGAUUAAGUCCUCGCUGAAGAGUAAUGUUGUAAGCCUGGACAGUCACAUUGGCCAGUAUGUGGUGAUAUGUGAGAAGCAACGGCAAGAGAUUUUGCAGUUGAAGAAGAAACUAAAGGAAUACGAGGAGAAGAACAUGGUGCCUGGGGCUUCUAACAUGAUCUCUUCCCAGAAACAAGCAGAGUUCAAAGGGGUGUCAGAAGCUCUGCAGCGAAUCUUCUCGGGCCGGGCCCAAAUCAGGAAAGAACAGCUGGAUCUGGAGAGGCAAUUGAAGGAGAAUGAGCUGCGCCAGCGCUACAGUGAGGAGGACAACCUGCAGGUCCAAUAUUUCUGUGCCAAAGACAAGACUGAGAAGGCCACUUGCAAGCACGAGCGGAAGAUUGCCAGCUUACGCACUCAGCAGCAGCACAUUCGGAAACGUCUGAAGGAGGCAGAAACACGUUUCCUGGACAAUGACAGCUGGCUUCAUCGUGUCGAGAAUGAGAUUAAGCUGCUGAAGUCGAACGAUCAGGCCUCAGAGGUGUUAGAGAAGGGCCUACACUGCCACAGACUUGAGCUGCAGGUUAAUGAUCUCAAACAACACAUCAAGCAGAUGGUCGAGCUCGCUGCACUGCAGGAUCAGGAGAACAAGCGCAUGCAGAAAAUGGUGAACAUCUUGUUGCCAGCUUAUAGUCGGCACUACUCUAUGUUGCGUGAGACCGGGCAGGUCUCAGCCGCAGAUGAGCAGGAGAACCAUGAACUAGAGCACCUUGUGUUGAGGGAGAGAGGUGUGGUCUGGGCCGACCAGGAAGAGGUGGAGCAGCAGCUGAAAGGUAAAGGGACUGGAGACAAGUCACAGGAAGCAAUUGAGGCGGGCCGCAGCGAGUUGGCACCGGUCCUGUCUUUCUCACAUCUGCUGUACCACCAGAAUAGCCCCUGCAGUGCAGAGGGGCGCACAAAAAGAACAUCACUGUGCAACGCUGCUCCAUCACCAAAAGGUGCAGGAAAACAGACAGAUAUAAAACAGGAACCACUUCCCAGAAUGCCCAUCAGAAGAAACCUGUCCGCAUCACUUCCACCACAAAGCCCCCGUGCCAUGGCCAAGGCCGGAGCGUUUGAGGAGGGCAUGUUCCCGCUCCAGUGCACACCAGAACCUUCUCAAAAAACUGUUCAGGCCCUGCCACUGAGCUCUUCCAGCGCCAUGGAUCCCAACAUGACGUUUGAAGUUCUGGACAAUGAUGAUCAAACUGCAGCUAAUGCAACCAUCAUAAUAAGCACCGGCAGUCCCUGUCAAGAAUCAACGUCCACAGACUUUUCAGGCCCCAGCCACCUACUCCAUCCUCCCAAGGCGAAGGAAGGGAACCAGAUUCCUAGCAAAAGACAACAGAUGCCGUCUUUACAAGAGGUGAGACGAGCCAACCCAACCUACAUGAGCAUGACGUCUGCUGCACAAGGAAAGCGUAAAUUUAACAGCAGCAUCAAAGCAGAGUUAACACAGGGUUUCUCGGCACCGAAGCGCAUAAAGAAAGACCCCUCAGUGGCCCUGAGACCACUCAGAGUGCAUCGCUUUGCUGGUUCAGAGGAGAACAAGCCUCGGCGAGUUGUGAGGAGCAUUUCGGAAGGAAACCUCAACCUGCUCGAACCUCAGAAGUCCAAGUCCAUUUUCUAUAAAACGUCCCAGCAGUUAAAACGAGUGGCCAAACGGAUGUAGUGCAACAUCGUGUUUGUGUCAGUCUAUUACGCCUUUAUGAAGAUAUUCACUCUCUAUCCUCUUCAAACCUUAUUCAUCUUUUCAAAAUGUUUUCUUAAAACCUAAAAAAAAGUCUUCCACUGUGUUGGACGCUAAGGUAAUGAGACACAUUGUAAUAUAAGUUGCACUAUUUUGUUAUUGUCUUUGAUUUAGCCUCAGGCUGCAGUGGAAUUUUACUUGAUUGUAUAUAAGCAUUUUAUAGUUAUCGUUCAUCUCUUUAGAUUGUUCUUUUAAUUGUUUUAAGACCUAUUUUUUAUCAUUUCUAAACUUCUAGAUUUGAAGAUAUAUUUUAAAACAUCAAUGUCACACUAACAGCCAGAAAUUAAACAUGUCCUGUGGAUGCUCUGUGUUUUACAUACUUCAUUUACUUUGAAAUUUUCUCUAAAAAAUGAUCGGUCCGGUGGAUGACCACACUUCCCAGGGCAGCUAAUAUCAGAGGUAGGACUACACAUGACAGCAAAUGGAGGUAUGGCUGAGAAAAGAAAACUGAAACUGGUCUACGCUGAUCUGUUUUAUUUUUUAUCCCUUUUUUUGUACAGUUAAUAACUUGGGGUUAUAGAUAAUUCAUAAUAAAACUACCUAUAACAGGAUCUUUGGCUGUUUUUUAUUAAAUAAAUCCCUUUCUAAAAUGUA